Sceloporus undulatus (fence lizard) is the source of this 1383-nucleotide messenger RNA. RefSeq names its product ring finger protein 212B (gene RNF212B). Gene Ontology annotation, biological process: protein sumoylation; reciprocal meiotic recombination; homologous chromosome pairing at meiosis. Gene Ontology annotation, cellular component: synaptonemal complex. The coding region runs from base 352 to 1281 and encodes 309 amino acids. Lineage: Eukaryota; Metazoa; Chordata; Lepidosauria; Squamata; Phrynosomatidae. Gene Ontology annotation, molecular function: SUMO transferase activity. The transcript is spliced from 17 exons. The record is from RefSeq and is a predicted model, not a curated record.
UUGCUUGGUUUCCCCUCUGUCCUCCAAACAAUCCCAACUCCAUUUUGUUCUACUUUUCCCUCUCAGAGCCAGCCAGCCCCGAAGCCCCGCCCACUGGAGCCUCGUUAAUGCUUUUUAGGAGCUGGAUUUUCCCGCCUUUUUUAACGACUUGGAGUGGUAGGCAAUAGGGUGCCCUGCAGAUAUAUUUGAGUACAGCUCCCCUAAUCCUUGAUCAUAGGAUACAUCGGUUGUAAUUUGUAGCAUUGCAGCCCCAAACAUGGAGAAGGCACUUUUUUUGGCCUAUUUUUGGACUACUCUGUGAUCUUCUAUGAAUCUGAAUGGGACAUCUGCCUUACCUCUCCCUCUUGCAAAAUGGAUUGGUUUCAUUGCAACCAUUGCUUUAGUCAGGAAACAUCUGACUUUUGUGUCACCAGCUGUGGACACAUAUUUUGCAAGAAUUGUGCUGGUACAGAUAAAUGCCCGUCUUGUGGAACAAGCUGCAAAUAUUUGUUUCUCAAUGAUAAUAUGAAACCAGAAGAAAAAAAGUUUUUCAAAAAUCCUGUUGAAACUGCUCUCAAAUAUUUUGCCCACAUCUCUCAAGUGUGGAUGUUCCAGAAAGGUCAGAUGGAACUGCUGGUUUCUUUCUAUGAACAUAAAGCUGCAAAAACUAAUGGAGCCCUGCAACAAGCUCUCCAAAAACUAACUAUCCAGGAAAAGGAGCUGGAGGCAAUGCAGAAAGAGAACAAGGAAUUGAGGACGAAGUACCUCAACUUGAAAGAUUUUCCAAGACAGCAUGAAGGUAGCAGAAAUAGCACCCCACGACCAGUUGCCAUCACACCCCCAUCACAAAGAGUUACACCACGGCCUAUUUUUCAGCGCUCCAGUGCGGUUGUUAGCCGCUGCUCUUCCAUGGAGUCCAUCUCUUCCAGAGGCAGCCACCCACACAGCUGGCAUCAUGCCUCAGGAGCUUCAAGGAUGACCCCAGCUGAUUCUACUAAUGCUACUCCCUCUCCAGCUUCUACUCAAAGUUUAUUCUACAGGGCCUCUCCUUCCCACAGCUUGAGUAUCUUUAAUCUACAAGGGCCUGUGAGGAGGCGAAGUCAGAGUGUUCCCAAUACUGGGCAGCAGCAGGAAACCCCAUACUUAAGUCUCAACAUCUUCCCUGAUCAGAGAGAGGGAAUAUCUGUGCCAGAACGCCAGGAUACCGAGAGGAUGCAACCAAUACAGCUGAUGUUCACCCCUCACUCAACACCAUCAUUUAACAGAAGGUAUUCAUCUAUCAGCCAAACCCAUCAACAAUAAUGGGGAGGACCAAAAUUACUCUGCUCUUAAUCAGCACAACUAUGGACAAGGUUUUGAUUGUGUACAUUCUCUCUGCUUUGGACACUGAUUGAAAAAGUCAUU